Molecule: messenger RNA, 1686 nt
Organism: Kwoniella shivajii
Lineage: Eukaryota; Fungi; Basidiomycota; Tremellomycetes; Tremellales; Cryptococcaceae
Exons: 13
Coding region: 1-1686 (561 amino acids)
Biological process (GO): aromatic amino acid biosynthetic process
Molecular function (GO): 3-deoxy-7-phosphoheptulonate synthase activity
Source: RefSeq, a predicted model, not a curated record
AUGGCAGCAAAAGAAUGGUCACCUUCCAGCUGGAGGGAGAAACCUAUAGCUCAAGAUGUCAUCUAUGAAGAUAAAGCUCAUCUCGAUAAAGUCCUCACCAAGCUACGAAGAUUACCUCCUUUGGUAUCUCCGGUCGAGAUCGAUCGCCUUAGAAACCAACUAGCAGACGUCGCUGCUGGUAAAGCAUUCUUGCUACAAGGGGGAGACUGCGCAGAGUUGUUCGAUGAUUGCUCACAGGAUCCAAUUGAACAUAAACUAUCUCUAAUCCUCCUGAUGUCCCUCAUCAUACUACACGGUUCUCGAUUACCUGUAGUACGGAUAGCACGUAUCGCAGGACAAUACGCUAAACCAAGAUCAAAACCUACAGAAAUGGUAGAUUUUGAAGUUCCCGAUGAAUCGUCGGGAUCUGAUGAAUCAAAAAAGACUAAAUCUGAAAAGAGGGAGAUAUUGAGUUUCAGAGGUGACAAUGUGAACGGAUAUGAUAAAUCAGAUAGAGCUCCUGAUCCCGAACGGUUAUUAGGUGCCUACUUCCAUUCAACAGCAACAUUGAACUAUAUUCGAACUUUGCUUUUAUCAGGUUUUGCUGAUUUACAUAAACCGCUCGAUUGGUCUUUCUCGCAUGUGAGAUCACCAGAGAUUCACAAGGCGUUCUCAGCAAUGAUCGAAAGCCUACAAGAUAGUUUGGACUUCAUGAAAGUAGCUACUGGUUCCGCUGCUGGGGGUGGUGAGAGAGGUGGUACUCAAACAGUAGAUCUCUUCACAAGUCAUGAAGCUUUGUUAUUGGAAUACGAAGAAGCUUUAACACGUUCAGAAACAGGAUCAUCACCGAGAUCAUUCUCACCUCCUUCAUCAAAAGUUUCAACUCCAGCAGUAUCGCGUUCAGUAUCACAAAUUCGCAAUACUAAUGAAUCGUACCCUCAUUCUCCUGUACGACCUUCCAAGUCACCUAAAUCAGGUGAUAAUCUGCAAAAUUCUUUCUCGGAUAUCAGGAUGGAGGAUAAGCAAACUGAGAAAUGGUAUAAUACAUCUGCACACUUCAUUUGGAUAGGUGAUAGGACAAGACAAUUAGAUGGUGCGCACGUAGAGUAUUUCAGAGGAAUUGCUAAUCCCAUUGGUAUCAAAACUGGACCUUCUAUGAAACCAGAAGAGAUCAUUCGACUACUCGAUAUUGUCAACCCUGAUCGUAUCCCCGGAAAAGUCACCUUAAUAGGACGAUACGGUGCAGAUAAAGUUGAUCAGUUCCUACCAGCUCAUAUCGACGCUGUAAGAAACACGGAUCAUCCAGUCGUUUGGCAAUGUGAUGCUAUGCACGGCAAUACCAAAUCAUCUCAGACUGACCCUUCGCUCAAAACUCGUCAUUUCGUUGAUAUAAUCACUGAAAUCACGAAAUCAAUGGCUAUACACAGGGAGAAAGGGACGAUCUUAGGUGGUGUUCAUCUGGAGUUGACGGGCGAAGUGAACGAGGAGGGUUACUCUGUGACGGAAUGUAUUGGUGGUUCAAUGCAACUUGAAGAUAAAGACCUGUCAUUCAACUAUAGAACUCAUUGUGAUCCUAGAUUGAAUUUUGAGCAAGGCUUAGAUGUCGCUUUCCUACUUGCUGAUCAUUUGAGAUCUAAACGGAGAGGUGAAGAACCAAAAGAUAUUCUGUUAUCUUCCCUCAGAGGAAGAUCCGGACAACCUCAAUAA